This is a messenger RNA of Tinamus guttatus (white-throated tinamou), 957 nucleotides long. Lineage: Eukaryota; Metazoa; Chordata; Aves; Tinamiformes; Tinamidae. The record is from RefSeq and is a predicted model, not a curated record.
ACUGACCAGUGUGAUGGUCUCCAAGGGUUCCUGGUCUUCCAUAGCUUUGGGGGAGGCACAGGCUCUGGCUUCACCUCCCUCCUCAUGGAGCGGCUCUCUGUGGAGUACAGCAAGAAGUCCAAGCUGGAGUUCUCUGUGUAUCCAGCCCCACAGGUCUCCACAGCUGUGGUGGAGCCCUACAACUCCAUCCUCACCACCCACACCACCCUGGAGCACUCGGACUGCUCCUUCAUGGUGGACAACGAGGCCAUCUAUGACAUCUGCAACCGCAACCUGGACAUUGAGCGUCCCACCUACACCAACCUCAACAGGCUCAUUGGGCAGAUUGUCUCAUCUGUCACCGCCUCGCUGCGAUUUAACGGGGCCUUGAACGUCGACUUGAUUGAAUUCCAGACCAACCUGGUGCCUUACCCACGGAUACACUUCCCGCUCACCACCUAUGCUCCCAUCAUCUCGUCGGAGAAAGCCUACCACGAGCAGCUGUCGGUGCCGGAGAUCACCAAUGCUUGCUUUGAGUUCUCCAACCAGAUGGUGAAAUGCGACCCGCGCCGGGGCAAGUACAUGGCCUGCUGCCUGCUGUACCGCGGCGACGUGGUGCCCAAGGACGUGAACGCGGCCAUCGCGGCCAUCAAGACGCGUCGCUCCAUCCAGUUUGUGGACUGGUGCCCCACGGGCUUCAAGGUGGGCAUCAACUACCAGCCGCCCACGGUGGUGCCCGGGGGAGACCUGGCCAAGGUGCAGCGAGCUGUGUGCAUGCUGAGCAACACGACGGCCAUCGCGGAGGCCUGGGCCCGCCUGGACCACAAGUUUGACCUGAUGUACGCCAAGAGGGCCUUCGUGCACUGGUACGUGGGGGAGGGCAUGGAGGAGGGGGAGUUUUCGGAGGCCAGGGAAGACCUGGCAGCUCUGGAGAAGGAUUAUGAGGAGGUUGGCAGGGACUUUGGAGAGGAGGAGUAA